This is a messenger RNA of Ixodes scapularis (black-legged tick), 997 nucleotides long. RefSeq lists its product as uncharacterized. Lineage: Eukaryota; Metazoa; Arthropoda; Arachnida; Ixodida; Ixodidae. The record is from RefSeq and is a predicted model, not a curated record. The coding region runs from base 39 to 968 and encodes 309 amino acids. The transcript has 7 exons.
AAUUGAAAUCAUAAAAUCGGUGCAUUUGUUGGUGCGAAAUGUUCAUCCCAAUCAAACGUUUUUCAAUGCUGUUAUUUUCCCUACUUCACGUCCAUCCCGCAGCCAAAAGAAGAGUACAAACCACCAAGAAGCCGUCGCGGUAUUCGCUGCAUAGCUACUUUUCUACCCGGCCAUGUCAGGAGGUUCAGAAUGGUCCAGUCGAAGAGUCCAGAGAGUUCACUCUGCACAACAUAUCUGCGGGAACGUCCUGCCCGCAGAGUCAAGCAAUCAAAGUCGAAGAGUCUGCGCAGUCCAUCAUCCAGGACAUCGUUGCCGGUACGCCAGACCUUCAGUUUCAGCCAAUCGGAACUGGGCCACCCUGCGAACCUCUUCUUCAUGUGCUGCAAGGCAGUCCAGCGCAAGUGCCGCAAGCCAUCUCACCACCGACAGCUCGAGCAGUGUGCAAUGCUUCGGUGUCAUCUGUUUCAAGAGUGCAAGAUCCUCAAAUACCCAAUGUUCUAGCUGUGCAAGAGAUCCCGCUACCGACUGUUCAGGCUGUGCAAAACAUUCCGGUGCUGCCGCGUCGGCUCCAGCGGAUCAGACCAGUGCCUCUACCUCAACUGCCGCUUGAGACGAUGGCAGAGUUCGAUCAGUGCGAGCUUGCUCUCGUGAACGAGCCCACCCGAGCGGCCAUGCUGGAGCUCAUGACAUCUCAAGGGGGCACAACGGUGCCAAACACGACGCGUAUCAUCAUGGAGAGGACGCUGAGGAAAUCUGUCCAGUGUCGGCUGUCCCUCAUGGGAAGGAGGCAUAACAAGCUGCCCUUCAAAGGCACCAGGAUCUGCACCAUCAUGUGUGAAGCCAUUCAUGUAAGGACGAAGGAGAACAUUGUGGAAAUAGAGCGCUACUUGGGACGGUACCUCGCCGGAGCCCCCGAUCGCGAAGGAGGCCGACGCCGGCGAUGGAAAAAUAAACUUUUUUCUGUCUAGACCCCUGUCGAUUGUGCGGGUCGCCCCAA